AUGGUGGAGGUUAUUUUUUCGACGAAAAUAAUGAAAAAAUUGGAGUUGGAAUUCAAAGAGUUGUUGAUAACAAUAUAGUUUAUUACGCUGUUUAUUUCGUUAAAAAUAAUGUUGUUUUAGAUAUUGAUUCUAAAAUGGCUUAUAAAAGUGGUAAAAGAUUUUGUGAAAAAUCUAUUCAUAUAAGUAAUAUAUGUUGUUAUUUUAAAAUUGAAAAUGAAGAUAAAUUUAGCAUAUUUUAUAAUAACGUUGAAAGAUUACAUUUUGUAAAAUAUAAAAAUAAUGAUAAUUAUACUGUUUAUGAAAAUAAUUUUGA
Scutellospora calospora is the source of this 313-nucleotide messenger RNA. Lineage: Eukaryota; Fungi; Glomeromycota; Glomeromycetes; Diversisporales; Gigasporaceae. The record is from the annotation of a GenBank genome assembly.